AAUUGAGGUCGUCUCAUUACCGCAACUUUCACUCUCUUCUGGGGUUGCACUGUUCCCUCAUCCUUCUAAGGCAUUGACUGGUGGGGAAGAUGCCUACUUUGUGGCAUGCAAGAAUUGGUUUGGUGUAGCUGAUGGCGUGGGCCAAUGGUCACUUGAAGGAGUUAAUGCUGGAUUAUAUGCAAGGGAACUGAUGGACAAUUGUGAAAAGUUUUUGUCAGAAUGUGAUGGAAUUUCAAAGUAUGAGCCCAGUUCAGUUCUUAUUCAUAGUGCUUCAAAAGCACAUUCUCCUGGUUCAUCCACUGUUUUGGUCGGUUUUUUUGAUGGUCAGGCACUUCAUGUUGCAAACAUUGGAGACUCAGGAUUUGUAGUGAUCAGGGGUGCCCAUGUGUUUAACAGGUCAUCUCCAAUGGUAUACGGUUUUAACUUUCCCUUGCAGAUUGAAAGCGGCGAUGAUCCCUCAAAAUACAUAGAGACAUAUAAAGUUGAUUUAGAUGAAGAAGAUGUGAUUGUGACUGCAACAGAUGGCCUCUUUGACAACUUAUAUGAAAAAGAAAUAGUUGACAUAGUAUCAAAAUCAUUGCAGGCCAAUCUUAAGCCAGCGGUAAUUGCAGAGAUUUUGGCUUUGCGGGCUCAGGAAGUGGGGAAGUCAAUUACUACAAGAAGCCCAUUUGCUGAUGCUGCACAUGCUGCUGGUUAUCCGUUUUUUUCCGGUGGAAAGCUAGAUGAUGUUGCUGUCAUUGUCUCCAUUGUUGAGAAAUCAAGCUGAUCCGCCAGCCCCUGCUAUGUUUCUAAUAAAGGUAUGCGAUGAGUAUAUUAUAUGUAGAAGUUUGUAGCAAACUAAACUGAUUCCAGAAGCCACGCUUUUAUUUCUAAUAAAGUAGCCACACUUGUUUUAACUGGUGGUGAGAGCUGGCCACAUGGAACAGAAAGUAACAUCUAAACAUUAUGUAUUGUUGUACAUAUAAAGGGGGCUUUUGGCUCAACAUUAUUUUGUUUAUAUCACAAGUCGGCCUGAUAGCUUAGCAUUAGCUAAGUCAAUAACUGUAGUCGGACAAUAUUAACAUUUCAUUUACU
This is a messenger RNA of Phalaenopsis equestris, 1074 nucleotides long. Its product is annotated as probable protein phosphatase 2C 71. The record is from RefSeq and is a predicted model, not a curated record. NCBI's taxonomy places the organism in Eukaryota, Viridiplantae, Streptophyta, Magnoliopsida, Asparagales, Orchidaceae. The annotation marks the transcript as partial. The transcript has 6 exons.